Messenger RNA from Culex pipiens pallens (northern house mosquito), 814 nucleotides. Its product is annotated as protein lethal(2)k10201. The coding region runs from base 34 to 744 and encodes 236 amino acids. The record is from RefSeq and is a predicted model, not a curated record. Lineage: Eukaryota; Metazoa; Arthropoda; Insecta; Diptera; Culicidae. The transcript has 3 exons.
AUUUGAAGCGCGCGUAAAAAUACUCAGACGACCAUGUCCGCCGCCACCUUCACCGCACCGGAAACGGUCCUAUCCCUGCUGGAUCGCUUCGGAACGGGCUUCCGGGACAAAGGGGGCGAUUUCUUCACCGAGGGCAACUUUUACCUGAAGAAGUUCGUGAAGUUGGGAGUCGUCAGCGACGUUAGCAAGUGUGACCCGGUGGAAAAGGAUGAAAUAAAAAUUGUCUGCAACGUUCCGGAUUGCCGGUACAGCUGCGCGUCCGUGCAGGACUACGAGUGCCACUACAACUCGCUGCACCGGUACUCCUGUGGGGAGUGCAAGAAGACGCUGCCGAAUGCGCACCUGCUGGAUCUGCAUUUGUCUGAAAGCCACGAUUCCUACUUUGCGGCUCAGGUGGCGGCUGGAAAGAGGCCGAUGUUUGCAUGCUUCCUGGAAGAAUGUCCUCACAAGAGUAAAGAACCGGCCGAACGUCGAGAUCACUGCAUCCGGGAGCACAAGUUUCCGCACGACUUCCGGUUCGAUAAGCAAGUUCACGCUCAGAAGAAGCAGCCGAAACAGCGGGCAGAUUCGGGAGAAAUGGAGGUAGAACCGGUUGUGGAGUCAAGCGUCGGGAAGAACACGAAAAACUUCAAUUUUGGUCACUCGAAGACCAGAUCGUUCAAAACGAAGAAAGGAUCGGAAAAGACUGAUAUUCUGGAGAGCAAUCGCAUGGUUGUGGAAUUGUUGGAAAGUCUUCCAAAUUAGUAGGUUAAGUCGGAUUGUGGAAUAAUUUAUUGUUGAAAUAAAUAAAUAAGUUAAUUGAAUUCUUUAUAAA